This is a messenger RNA of Sycon ciliatum, 888 nucleotides long. Its product is annotated as hematopoietic prostaglandin D synthase-like. Gene Ontology annotation, biological process: glutathione metabolic process. The record is from RefSeq and is a predicted model, not a curated record. Lineage: Eukaryota; Metazoa; Porifera; Calcarea; Leucosolenida; Sycettidae. The coding region runs from base 94 to 723 and encodes 209 amino acids. Gene Ontology annotation, molecular function: glutathione transferase activity. The transcript is spliced from 2 exons.
UGGCUGGCUACUCUCCUUGCUGUUUUAGAUUAGACAAAACUAGAGGUACUUGUUUUCUUCUCUCCCGUGACUACUCCGCCGUUCGAAAGCACCAUGGGCAAAUACACUCUCACCUACUUUGACUUGGCCGGCCGUGGCCAAAUCACUCGUCACCUGUUCUGCCUGGGCGGCAUAGAGUUUGAGGACAAGCGCGUCGGAGGCGAGUCAUGGAUGGCGAUCAAGGACAGCUGCCCGCUCAAGCAGUUGCCCAUCCUGGACGUACAGGGCAUGGAUACCCUGUGCCAGAGUUCCGCCAUCGAGCGCUUCGUUGCCCGUGAGGCAAACCUGCUGGGCAGUGGUUCGACUGAGAUGGCGACCAUCGACCAGAUCCACACGACGCUGGGUGACAUAGUCGGGCUGGUGAUCCCGUUCUACUUCGGCGAGGUAUCAAAGGACGCCGAGAAGAAGGAGGCUCUACGCGUGACGCUGGUCAACGACAAGCUACCCGUCUUCUUCGCCUUCUUCAACAAGAAGCUGGAGGCGAACAAUGGCGGGGACGGCUUUUUCGUGGGCUCGUCCGUUUCGCUGGCCGACGUAGCCUGGGCGAACAUCGCCGGCUUCUUUAAAGGAAUCGACACCGACGGCAAGUUCACCGCCGAGUACCCGAAGCUGUACGCCCUCGUCGAGCGCGUCAUGGAGUUGCCGGCCGUCAAGGCGUUCAACGAGAAGCACGAGAAGAAGUGAGCGACAGCGUGGCAGAGCACCGUCUUUGUUUCUUGUUUCCACGGUUUCGUGAUUUUCAAAAUUUAGGCCAUGGUCAAGCCCAGUAUCUAUAGUUACUCUAUUGUAUGUUUUUUUCUCUUUUCUAGUCUUUCAAUGAAGUGGAGAUGCUCUCCUGCAGCCUUUCAA